Messenger RNA from Amblyraja radiata (thorny skate), 825 nucleotides. It is a transcript of the gene nxnl2, whose product is annotated as nucleoredoxin like 2. The coding region runs from base 95 to 568 and encodes 157 amino acids. The record is from RefSeq and is a predicted model, not a curated record. Gene Ontology annotation, biological process: sensory perception of smell; visual perception; photoreceptor cell maintenance. The transcript is spliced from 2 exons. Lineage: Eukaryota; Metazoa; Chordata; Chondrichthyes; Rajiformes; Rajidae.
CUGGUCGCGUGGCAGCAGGAGCGGAGCUCGCACUCGGCUGUUAACGCAGCAGCUGCCGCCGCCGGCCACAGGCCCCCCACACCGGCGCGGGGAGAUGGUGGACGUGUUCGCAGGGCACAUGCUGGUCAACAGGGACGGCGAGGCGGUGGACCCGGAGGAGGCGCUGAAGAACAAAGUUGUGGGCAUCUAUUUCUCGGGGGGCUGGUGCCCUCCUUGCCGCGACUUCACGCCGCGUUUGUGCGAGUUCUACACCGAGCUGAUGUUGGAGACGGAGCCGGCGGCGCAGUUCGAGAUCGUCUUCGUAUCCUCGGAUAAGAGCCAGGCCGACAUGGAGAGCUACAUCGCAGCGAUGCACGGAGACUGGCUGGCACUGCCUUGGAAGGAUCAGUACAAAACAGAGUUGAAGAAGAAAUACACCAUUACAGCAAUACCAAAGCUGGUCAUUGUGAAACAGAAUGGAGAUGUCAUCACUGAUAAAGGUCGUAAACAGAUACGAGCUUAUGGCUUGGCGUGCUUCAGGAACUGGAUCGAGGUAGCAGAUGUUUUCCAGAAUUUUUCAUCUGAAUGAGAACUGUCUUGAAGUAUACUUUGCCUAGAAAUGUUUAGGGAAGCCCAUGACAUUUGAAUGUAGGUUUUUUCUAAUUGAAAGAUAGAACAUAUGUUUACAAUGAAAAAGCUUAUGUACAUUAUUUUAAACAACUCUGUAGCUAAAUAGCCAACUAUGCAAUUAUAAACAUUUGUACACUGUUUCUAAUAUUUAUUAUAGAAAAUACUUUUAUACUGUAGAUUUAGUAUAUCAUUUUUAUUAAAAGCACUACUCCUAAA